This is a messenger RNA of Daphnia carinata, 3111 nucleotides long. Its product is annotated as aminopeptidase N-like. The transcript has 11 exons. Gene Ontology annotation, molecular function: metalloaminopeptidase activity; peptide binding; zinc ion binding. Lineage: Eukaryota; Metazoa; Arthropoda; Branchiopoda; Diplostraca; Daphniidae. Bases 46 to 2940 code for a protein of 964 amino acids. The record is from RefSeq and is a predicted model, not a curated record. Gene Ontology annotation, cellular component: cytoplasm. Gene Ontology annotation, biological process: proteolysis; peptide catabolic process.
UUUACUUCAUUUCUCCUUCUCGUUUUGAUCGAAUGUUGGAUUCCAAUGACAAAUUUAAUUUUUAAAAUGCGUUUAUUAACCAAAUUAUUCGUGCUAAUCUUUGCCAGCCUGAGCAACGGUCACAGACUUGGUUCUUCGAUGAAGCCCAUUCAUUACGAUUUGUUGUUGUUGCCCAUCAUCAGCGGAGGUAGUCCUCGCUUGUGCGGCCAUGUUUUAAUUGAUUUAGAACCGACCACGACUACAAAUGUGGUGACGUUCCACGGGGUCGACAUUAGCAUUCUCGACGUCAGCGUCGAACAAGUGCUUGAUGUGGAAAGGAAGAUCAGCCACGAUCGCUUUGUUCAGUUAGAGGAUCUUUGCUUCUCCGGCCUUUUUGAGAUAGUCAACGAAGCUCAUGCGGUCAUCCACGAGGACGUGGAAAGACAAAAGAUUAGUGUUAUUCUCAAGCAGACUUUGAUCAAGGGCCAUAGAUAUCGCGUCGGUUUAUUUUAUGUGGCCAAAGUCCGAAACGACAACCGAGGUUUUUUCAGAUCCAACUACAAGAAUGAUAACACGUCAUGCUGCCAUGAAGGAUGGUUCGGGGGGACGCAAAUGGAAGCGACCAAUGCCCGUAGAGUUCUGCCCUGCUUCGACGAGCCAGGUUUUAAAGCAACGUUUGAUAUCACCAUUGGUCAUAAUCGUGUCAUGACGGCUUUGUCUAAUAUGCCUGAGACAACUACCCGUCCCAUGAAAAACACGCGAGAAUGGAUGUGGACGAGCUUUGGCCGAUCGCCACCGAUGCCCACCUAUUUAUUAGCCAUGUUCGUGACCGACUACGACAAGGUGGAGAGGAUUUACAAAGUUUGUGAGCGAACCAUUCGAAUGCGCUAUUGGGGCCGUCGAGAUCAAUUGCGCCAUCUUGAACAAUCGAUGGCUGUUGUACCCGACAUGUUGAACUACAUGGAAACGUACGUGCGCCAACCGUUCUCUUUACAGAAGAUCGAUUUCAUCAGCGCUCCAUUUGAACUUGAUUUCGAAGCCAUGGAAAAUUGGGGUCUCGUCCUAUUCCGUGAAAACCGGUUGAAUUUUAACGAGGAGACUGGUAGCGAAGAAGAACGAUUUCAAGUCGUUCAAACCAUGGCCCACGAAUUAGCGCACCAAUUCUUUGGUAAUUUAGUGACGUCCGACUGGUGGAGCGACAUCUGGUUCAACGAAGGAUUCUGCGGUAUCUUCGAAAAUGAUCUGGUGAAACACGCCCUUCCAAAUCUGAGUUUUCAUUCUGAAAUGUCAAAGUUCUCUUCCAUUCGAACUGCCAUGAAAAUCGAAGAGCACAUGAAUGCAGCAUCGGUCAUCCGGGCAGUGGAGACGGCCGACGACGCCGAAAAUAUAUUUGAUCCCAUCACCUAUAACAAAGGCAGCGGUCUUCUGCUGAUGCUGCGCAAUUUUGUCGGACCACAACACUUUCGGAAUGCGGUCGUUACAUAUAUGGAGCGAUUUCAAUUCCAGAGUGCCAACAGCCAAAAAUUUAUGGAAAUUUUGGACGAAGAAAUCCACACGAACCGCGAUAUUGGGCGGGGCAUGAAUGUCACGAAGAUCAUGCAUUCGUGGACGACCCAACAAUCCUACCCUAUUGUACGCUGUACACGAACUGGAAACGGACGCAUCAGAUUAUCUCAAACUCCGCAUCCAGUCCGUAACGACAUCGCGUCCGAUGAAACUGCCAACCAGUUGUGGUGGAUUCCCAUCUGUAUGACGGACAGCAAUCAGCCGGAUUUCACUCAACAAGGAACCUAUCCAAGAGUGUGGCUCUCGCCAGAGCGGCCGUCAUUAGAAAUUCCUUAUUUCCCACCGGUUUCGGGCCAUGAUUCCAUGAACGACGAGGAAGACAGCUGGAUCCUCAUUAACGGUGAAUUGUCUGGCUACGUCCGCGUCUUGUAUGACGAUCGCAAUUGGCGUAUGAUUUCACGUCAGCUAGUGGUCAAUCACACGGUUAUCCCGCAAGUAACUCGAGCCCAGUUGAUUGACGACGCUUUCACGUUGGCCUUCGGGGAGUAUUUAGAAUAUCAAGUGGUUCUGGAACUCAUCGAAUAUUUGACAUUAGUCAGUGAUGAAUUCGUCCGUAGCACAACUCAGUUUCAUUUGAAAUGGAUGAGGGAACGAGCGAAGCAAAACGAAUCGUUGUUUGCACUUUUCCAGGAAUACGAGGAACGAUUGUUAUUCGGAAGGACAGACGAUUGGCAUCCGAACGAGUACAACAAUUUGGUUAGAACUGAUGGGUUCGAUGUAGAAGGCUGUUCCAGUUGGAGUGACGGUGUCUGCGUGGAUCAAGUCUUGGGAAUGUUCCGUGCAGAAAUGGACGGAACUAUCACUGCAGCGCAGAAAAAGACAAUGGUGGACCACUUGGAGCGGAACUGGUGCGCUGUCAUGCGGCACGGUGGAAACGACGAAUGGAAAUGGGCCUGGCGGAUGAGCAUGAACGACUUGAUGGCUCCCCAACGGGCCAAAAUCUUAUCGGCUAUGACUUGCAGCCAAGAUCGUAACCGGUUAAAGCAGCUACUCUCGCGCGUUUUCCAUCCAACCAUCGAGCAAUCUCCUCGCGACACGUUCACGAUGAUUGAGAAAAUGGCAGAUAAUUCCAUAGCACGCCCUAUGGUGUUGAAUUUCAUCAAAACCAAUUGGGACAGACUAGGACGACAUUUUAGGAGAUCGGGCGAUACGUUGAAGCUUUUGGCCUCGAUUUCGAAAUUUCUUAGCACAAACGAGGAACUGGAUGAGAUGUCUCAGUUCUUAAACGACCUGGAAAAGAAGAGCACAAAGUUUGACCGCUCCAUUACUGCGGGCAUUCUGAACGGCAUUCGUGCAAAUAUUCGCUGGACUGAGAAACAUUCGGAAAAGGUUUACUCGGUUUUGGAAGCUCGGCGAACUGACGGACGCACAAAGGCAUCUGUGUUCAAGGUGUGACCCUUCCUCACAAUGUCUUUUUCCUUCCAACGCUUCAUCCCGCGUGAGUAUAUCGUGCAGGGAAGAAAUAGAAAUCUAUUUAUGAGCGUCGUUUAUCUUAAUUUAUGCAUCGUGCCGAAAGGCCUCAGAGAUUUCAAUCGAGGCCUUCAAAUAAAAUGCUCUGAUGGGUCA